Messenger RNA from Soboliphyme baturini, 1944 nucleotides. Lineage: Eukaryota; Metazoa; Nematoda; Enoplea; Dioctophymatida; Soboliphymatidae. The record is from the annotation of a GenBank genome assembly.
AUGUGCUUAUGUUAUUUUUUUGUCAUUUCAGAGCACAUCGAGCAAAGCGUCCUGCCGGUGCUGUUAAAGCUGUCGGACAAGUUCGCGUUUCCGGACGACAUCCGCAUCGAAGCCGUCGGGGUGAGUGUCACGCGCGUGCGCGUCGGUGCGCGAGAGGCAGAGGGAGACGGAGAAACGCAACCGGCUCUCCCUCGCGCAUACGCUUAUACAUUCACUUCCGGUCCUGUGUGGAACUCGGCAGCCGGCCGGUCGGUCGUCGUUGUCAGUGGCCGUCGCGGUUCAGUCGUUCUCGUCGUCGUUGCUUAUGUUACUCUUGCUUUCGCGCGCUGCGUUGGUCGGUUUCUUGUUCCCUCUGCGCCGCGCUUUUUCUCCCUCGCUCACUCGUCGUCGAAAUGUGUCCGCUUCAUCACUCGCGUUCCACGUGGUAUUCGCACCGCCAUUGUUGCUGCGAAGCGUUUUUCUUCGCGAGCCCGGUCCAGCGAUUUUAAGGCCACGUUUACUCGACCGACAGUCGAAAAAGACGUACAGCUCCGCUCGCAUCUUUCUUCUUCAGCUUACAUUGUGUUACUGUGUCGUACUGUGUUCGUACCGGACGAUUCGAUCCUUCACUCGGUCCGGUUUCUCCCGCGGGUUGUCUCCCUCCCCCCCGGCUCGAUUCACCUGCGCGUGUUCAGUUCUGACACAACUUCACAAGAGCAUGCACUGGAUAGCGAUACAGCAACAAAACUGCGUUCGAGAGGUAGAUCUGUCAUUCGGCGGCGCGACUUACCCUUGCCACCGUUGCUUGUUCCUCAUGUCGUGGUUGUGGUCUCCUGUUUGUCGUGGCGCGAGUCUUGUCACCGGCGUUCACCGAUAACCGCUUUACUGACGCAGUUGUAUGGGUUUUCAGAAGUUGCGUGCAAAAAGUUCCGCAAUUUUCCCAUGCUUUCGGGCGAUCACCCACCGGUCGACCAACCGAACCGAACUCCGUCGGUUAUCUUCGAGUCGUUCGACAAGCGGAGGCGUAGCGGUCGCUUUCCCACCGUUUUGUUCUUGACGUCGACCGAUUCUACGCAUAAGCCAUUCCUUAACGAUCUAUACAUUUUAUGGCUGUGUGCUGUAGUAGGUGAGGUGCUCAGUGGUCGUGGCGUCGUGGCAACAGGGUGUCGUGUGAAGCUAUGCUCUUUCGAUCGCUCGGGCCCACCGAUUGCGCACAGCCACCGCUGCCUCACUACUCUGUUUUUCGACGCAACGAUGACCCCGUGCAGCUACAGUGGUGGUGUUGUGGUGGCUGGCGCGUGCUUUUGUCCUCACCUCCGCGUCGAUGCCUGUUUGCCGCCGUCCUUCGACCUACCCUGCCCGGACGAGUCUAAGCUUUUCUUUCCAGUCAGACGUCAGUUGUACAUGACGCUGCGAAUGCCAUGGUUUUCGCCCAGUUGUGUGUGCAGUGAGAAACAAGCGAGAGCGGCGAAAAGCCGGUGGGUAGAGUUGUGUUUUGCCGUGUUCCAUCGCGCCACUCGCUUUUCCUUGCCAUACAACGCGCAGUGUGAGCGAGCGAACGAGGCGUAUCGACCAUCGCUCGACCUUGUGUUCUUCUCGUCAUCAACGCUGCCUGUAAUAAGUCUGUUACGUUUAUCACAGCCAGCUUUGAUGAACGAGGCGUCCACCGUGCUGCUGCUGCACUCAUGUCGUUUUCCUCAUCAUCAUCGUCAUCGUUUACGUAUGUUGCUUCUGUUGACGCGUAUUGGUGUGGUGGCGGUGGUGGUUUCGUUUGGUCGUCCGGUCGAUUGCAGCUCGGCGAGCGAGGCGUGUGUGAUGGCGAUGCCAUUGGACUGGCAGGCCAGGCGAUUCACUCGUGUAGUAGGCCUUGUCGUUCGACACAUACAGACAGGCCAGUACAUUAGCAUUACCCGCUUGGUGAAUGACCGCGACCGUAGCGAAGGUAGUAGGCUAAAGUUGAAAUAG